AUAAUUUGCUAUUGGUGUUCAGACUUUGGUGUUUCGAGUCCCGUUCCUGGGCCUGGCCUGAGCCCGGCCAUGAGGAAUGCCUCCGUGGUGACCGAGUUCAUCCUGCUGGGCAUCCCGCACACAGAGGACCUGGAGGCCGUGCUCUUUGUCCUGUUCUUGACCUUCUAUGUGUUCACUCUCGUGGGAAACCUGCUCAUCCUGCUGGCCAUCGCCUCCUCCGCUCGGCUGCACACCCCCAUGUAUUUCUUCCUGUGCGAGCUGUCUGUGUGUGACAUCUUUUUCCCUUCUGUGAGCUCCCCCAAGAUGCUCUUCUACCUCUCAGGGCACAGCCGGGCCAUCUCCUACGCAGGCUGCGUGUCCCAGCUCUUCUUUUACCACUUCCUGGGCUGCACCGAGUGCUUUCUGUACACGGUGAUGGCCUACGACCGCUUCGUGGCCAUCUGCCACCCUCUGCGCUACCAGGUCAUCAUGAGCCACAGGGCGUGUGCCCUCCUGGCCUCGGGGACCUCCUUUUUUGGCUGCAUCCAGGCCACCUUCCUAACCACGCUCACCUUCCAGUUACCCUACUGCGGCCCCAACGAGGUGGACUACUUCUUCUGUGACAUCCCCGUGAUGCUGAAGCUGGCCUGUGCGGACACCGCCGCCCUGGAGGUGGUGGGCUUCGUCAGCGUGGGCCUCAUGCCCCUCAGCUGCUUCCUCCUCAUCCUCACCUCCUACAGCCGCAUCGUCUACUCCAUCCUGCACAUCCGCUCCUCCGAGGGCCAACGCCAUGCCUUCUCCACCUGCAGCGCCCACCUCACUGCCAUCCUACUCUUCUACAUGCCGGUGGUCCUCAUCUACUUAAGGCCCACGCCAAGCCCCUGGCUGGAUGCAAUGGUUCAGGUCCUGAAUAACCUGGUAACCCCCAUGCUGAACCCUUUGAUCUACAGCCUCAGGAACAAGGAGGUAAAAUCGUCUCUGAAGAAAGUCCUCCAUCAACUGGGCUUCCUCCCUGAGCAGUUGUAGUGGAAGGACAGUAGCCAACAAUGGAAGUGCCCUUGUAACCUAUAAACUGCUUUUAUAUGCUUCUCACCAAUAUUUUUUUAAAUGGGAAAAUGCAUCUAUUAUGAUUGCCUCCAUUUUCCAAUGUGGGGGUCUAGGAUUCAAAGAGUUCAAGUGGGUUGUCAAAGCAUAUGUAAGGGGUGAUGGCAGAAUGAAGUCCUAAGGGCUGGUUUUCUGAGUCUGGGGCCUGUGUUUCUCAAAGACUCAUAUUGCUGAUGAGGUAGAAAGGAGCCUGCCACUGUAGCCAGAGUAACCUUCUCCUUCUGCUUCUCUUUUAUCUUCUUCAUUCACCUACACCCCUUUGUCCUCUUCUUUGUCCCCCUCACCCUGACACUCUAUGUUGGCUGCCUUGAUUGUCUCCUCCAAUGCCUGAACUGAAUAAACCCUCAUUUCAUCGGUCUGGAUAUUGUUGAAAGAAGUGGAGUUGUGUAAAGAGAAUGACUUCCUGCAGGGACCUAAGGCAGGUUUCUUCUGAGUGAAGCCAACGUACCGGUGACCUGCUGUCACCUAGAAAUUCUAUCUGUUGGGUUUUGACCUGGAAGCAGGCCCUGGCUGUAUCAAGUUUAUUUACAUGUAGAAGGUCAGCAUGUCAAUGAGCAUGUGGGAAGGGCAGGUGGGGAAAUUUGUGGAGCAGUGACCGUGGUCUGAUGCCACAUUAGAAAAUGUGGGCUUGGCUUUGCAUUUGUCAAUACAACCAGGGGGCCAUUUCUGGGUUCAAAAUGUCUUUGGAUUAUGUUUCAUAGAAAAGGUGUGACCUUGUUUCCCAUUCCUCUCUCUCUCUCUCUCUCUCUCUCUCUCUUUCUUCUCUCUCUCUUUUGGUUAAUAUACACUAAG
Messenger RNA from Pipistrellus kuhlii (Kuhl's pipistrelle), 1875 nucleotides. RefSeq names its product olfactory receptor 149. The coding region runs from base 70 to 1005 and encodes 311 amino acids. Gene Ontology annotation, biological process: G protein-coupled receptor signaling pathway. Gene Ontology annotation, molecular function: G protein-coupled receptor activity; olfactory receptor activity. Gene Ontology annotation, cellular component: membrane. The record is from RefSeq and is a predicted model, not a curated record. The transcript has a single exon. NCBI's taxonomy places the organism in Eukaryota, Metazoa, Chordata, Mammalia, Chiroptera, Vespertilionidae.